Ochlerotatus camptorhynchus is the source of this 5505-nucleotide messenger RNA. RefSeq lists its product as uncharacterized. Gene Ontology annotation, molecular function: aspartic-type endopeptidase activity; zinc ion binding; nucleic acid binding. NCBI's taxonomy places the organism in Eukaryota, Metazoa, Arthropoda, Insecta, Diptera, Culicidae. The coding region runs from base 1 to 5505 and encodes 1834 amino acids. The record is from RefSeq and is a predicted model, not a curated record. Gene Ontology annotation, biological process: DNA integration; proteolysis. The transcript has a single exon.
AUGCCGGUAGAACAUUCACCGUUGAAACAAGUGCAGCAAGAGGAGCAAGUACAACAAUUGGAUCAAGCGGAACAAUCAGAAGACGUUCCAAUUGUGCAACAUAUGGAGUUGCCGGGUCCGCCUACCGGGCACCUUUCAAGAUCCAAUUCAUCAGGUUCAUUUCACGGAUUCAAUUGGGAGGAGGCUAUGGAUUCUGAAACGAUGCGGAGAUUGAAGGGUCUGUUCCGGCAGAGAGGACAAAUCGAGCAGAAGCUAGUGCGAAUCCAGUUAACCUUGAGAGACCAGAAAAGUAUGAGAUUGGUCCAGCUGCAGUGCACCAAGGAAAAACUCGUAGCCAUCUACACCGAGUUUAGCCACUUCCAUAGCGAGAUCAUGGCCUUGAUUCCUGACGAAGCAUCGGAUGAGCAGGAUGACAUUUACUGCUCCUUCGAGAAUCGUCACAGUGAGUUGUCAAAUCGCGUUCAGGAAUUGAUCAACUUCGCUACACCACGGCAACCUGCAACUUUUUCUGUUCCCGCACCACAAGUCAUCAUCCAGCAACAACCACUGAAAGCGCCAAUCCCUACGUUUGACGGCAAUUACGCUAAUUGGCCGAAAUUCAAGGCGAUUUUCCAAGACGUGAUGGCGCAGUCUGGGGACUCGGAAGCGCUGAAGUUGUACCAUCUGGACAAAGCGCUGGUUGGAUCCGCUGCUGGAAUCCUGGAUGCGAAGACGAUCAAUGAAGGUAAUUAUCAGCAAGCCUGGAAGGUGCUAUCCGAUCGGUACGAGAAUACGCGUGUGAUUGUGGAAUCGCACAUCCGAGGAUUGCUUUCGUUGAAGAAGAUGUCGAAAGCAACGUUUAAGGAAUUGAAUAGCCUGCUGAGCGAAGCAACGGGUCACGUCGAAAGCCUUCGGUACCAGAAGCAAGAGCUGGUCGGUAUUUCCGAGCACAUCGUGGUGUAUCUCAUCGUCACUGCCUUGGAUGAUUCGACGCGAAUGGCCUGGGAACGUACCCAACAGAGAGGAGUGCUGCCGAAGUACGAACAGACAAUUUCAUUCAUCAAGACCAGCUGUCAAGUCCUAGAGCAGUGUGAGUCAUCGCGAGUGCUAGCGCAACCAACUAUCUCCAAACCCAAAGCCAUAUCGAUUACAAGCAAGAUGCCGUUGCUGAAGAGCAACACAGCCACCACGAGUUCCAGCACAUCCCAAGGUCAUUGCCAAUUCUGUGGCAGUGGACAUUUCAACUUCCAGUGCACGGAGUUCAAACAGCUAACAGCAACUCAGAGGGCAGAGAAAGUUCGAACGACAGGUUUGUGCUUUAACUGCCUCCGCAAGGGACACCAAUCCAAACAGUGUACGUCCAGCAAAACGUGUCGAAAGUGCAGCAGAAGACAUCAUACCCUACUACAUGAUGACAACGAAAGGGACAGCAGCCAGGAUGUCAAAGCGAACGUCGCUUCGCCAAACAAUCGUGAAAUCAACAAACCACCAGCUAGUGUUCAACCUCCUGCUUCGGUGGUAGAUGAACCCUUGUCCACUGCAUGCUCAAGCAAUCACGUCCAAACAUCGAAGACCGUUUUGCUGCUUACUGCAGUCGUCCAAGCCAUCGAUAAGCAUAACCAACCGCAUCCAUGUCGAGUCCUGCUCGACAGUGGGUCACAAGUGAAUUUCGUCACCGAAGAAAUGGCAAACCGCCUCGGUUCUCCUAAGAUGAAAGCCAACGUCCCGAUUACUGGAAUCAACGCCUUGAGAAGCCUAGCUCGUGACAAAGUGUUCGUAAAAUUCCGAUCGAGCUACGGAGACUUUCAAGCCAACAUCGAGUGUCUGGUUACACCCAAGGUAACUGGAACUAUUCCAAACAGCAGAAUCGAUUUCAGCACCUGGAAAUUCCCUGACGGCAUCCAACUCGCCGAUCCACGUUUCUUCUGCCCCGAGAAGGUCGACAUGCUGAUGGGGGGAGAGCUUUUCUUCGACAUUUUGAAGCCCGAUCACCUGAGCCUAGGUGCAAAUCUACCGCAACUUCGGGACACUCAUCUUGGAUGGGUGGUAGCCGGAGUGAUAAACGAGCCGUACGUUUCGAACGCGGCUAUCCAACACGCCAACUCUGCUUCGAUCGAUUACAUCGAGGAAUUGAUGCACCAAUUCUGGAAGAUGGAGGAAGUACCAGACGCUUCUCCAUUUUCACCCGAACAGCUGUCCUGUGAAGCCCAUUUCUUAUCGACGUACGAGCGUGAUUUGACCGGUAGGUUUGUUGUGAAGCUGCCAUUCAAGGAUAACGUGGACCAGUUGGAUAACUGCCGCUUUCUGGCGCUCAAGCGAUUCUUCAUGCUCGAAAAACGUUUGGAACGCAAUCCCGAACUCAAGCAACAAUACGUCGGUUUUAUCAAGGAGUACGAGGAUCUCGGCCACUGCCGGGAAAUCAAGGAAGCUGAUGACCCACCGAAUCUGAGUAGGUACUACCUGCCCCAUCAUGCGGUGCUGCGUCCUUCGAGCUCAACCACCAAGUGUCGAGUGGUAUUCGACGCUAGCGCCAAGUCCGAACCAUCCAAGCUGUCGCUCAACGAGGUGCUCCAAGUCGGCCCAGUAGUGCAGAAUGGAAUAUUCUCAAUAACGCUGCGAUUCCGUAAGUACCCAUAUGCUUUUUCAGCCGAUGUAGCCAAGAUGUACCGUCAAGUGCUCACGGCGCUACUGGACAGGCGGUUCCUGCGAUGCUUCUGGCGAUCCGAUCCAUCGCAUCCGUUGAGGGUACUUGAAUUGAAUACCGUUACGUACGGUACAGCUUGUGCACCAUACCAAGCAACGAGGUGUUUGGUGCAGCUUGCCCAGGAAGAAGGUUCUGAGUAUCCCAUCGGUGCUCGGAUCCUGAUAGAAGACUUCUACGUCGACGAUGCUCUAUCUGGAGCCAACACCCUCGAAGAUGCCAUCGAAUGCCAACGUCAGCUGAAAGCACUGCUUGCCAGAGGUGGAUUUCAUAUCCACAAAUGGUGCUCCAACUCGGAUGAGUUUCUCGAGCACAUACCACCUGCAGAUCGAGAAAAGAAAGUUCCGUUACACGAGUAUGGACCCAACGAAGUAAUCAAGGUACUCGGAUUGCUCUGGGAUCCGAACAUCGACAUUUUCAUGAUUGCCAAUCCACCAACCAUUUCGCAACCUGCCGAUAAACCAGCCACAAAACGCAUCAUUUACUCCGAGGUGGCAAAAUUGUUUGAUCCACUCGGACUGUUCGCUCCAGUGAUCGUCACCGCGAAGUUAUUGGUUCAGCAGCUUUGGAGGACAUCAGCAGGAUGGGACGAUCCAAUCGACGAGGAUACUCAAGAACAAUGGUCCACUCUUCAAGCAUCACUACCGGAGCUUGGUCGUAUUCACAUUCCAAGGUGUGUCACGUUCCCGGAUACUAUCGCUCACGAGUUGCAUGGUUUCGCUGAUGCAUCGAAUGUGGCGUACGGUGCGUGCGUCUAUUUGAGGAGUAUUUUCGCCAAUGGAUCCGCAAGCUUACGUCUUCUGUGCAGCAAGUCAAAGGUCGCUCCAUUGCACGAUCUUUCCAUUCCACGAAAGGAACUUUGUGCUGCGCUUCUGUUGACGCAAUUGGUCGGUCAAGUGAUUCCAGCGCUUCAGAUGUCUUUCCGAGAAGUUGUUCUUUGGUCGGACAGUACAAUCGUUCUAGCAUGGCUCAAAAAACCCUUGGAUCAGCUUCAAACUUUUGUGAGGAAUCGGAUUGCUGUAAUACAAACGGAAACCAGUGAGUAUCGAUGGAAUUAUGUUCGUUCGGCUAGCAAUCCCGCCGAUAUCGUCUCUCGAGGCCAACUGCCGGAAGCUUUGAGACAGAACAGCCUUUGGUGGAAUGGUCCGAAGUUCCUGUCCGCAUCCGAAUACGACGGUGAAGACACCGAAGAGAUUCCCGACAACAACCUUCCCGAGCUGAAGGUCCAAGUUGCAACUCCUGCGGUAAGUUGUGAGCCUUUUCCGUUCUUCUUCAAACACAGCUCUUUUCGAAAAAUUCAACGCAUCAUGGGCUACGUGUUGAGGUUCGUCAGCAACUGCCGAAGGCCACGGUCACCCGAUCGUGUGAAGCAAGCCCAUCUCACUGUCGAAGAGCUACGUCAAGCAUCGGAAGCAAUCGUCAAGGUGAUUCAACAAGUACACCUUGGUGAUGAAAUUCAACGACUGGUCUCCAAUCAACCAUGCAAACGUCUGGGCAACCUGCGCCCGGUGUAUGAAAACGGCUUGCUGCGAGUCGGAGGCCGAUUGGAUCGCUCGAAACUGCCGUUUGCAGCGAAGCAUCAACUCAUUCUUCCCGACAAGGAUCCUGUAACGAGAAAGUUGAUUAGUGCAUUGCAUUUAGAGCAUCUUCACAUCGGUCAAGCCGGUUUGAUCAACAUCAUUCGACAGAGGUACUGGCUUUUGAACGCAAAGUCUACUGUGCGACAAGUAACACGGUCAUGUGUGAAAUGUUUUCGCACGAAUCCUGAUGAAACCAAACAGCUAAUGGGAAAUCUACCGACAUCGAGAAUCGUACCAUCGCCUCCGUUCGCAGUGACUGGUGUGGAUUAUGCCGGUCCGUUUCUGGUGAAACAAGGUUCACAUCGUCCGAAGCUCGUGAAAGCGUAUGUAGCAGUCUACGUAUGCAUGACGACGAAGGCUGUGCAUUUGGAGGUCGUAUCCGAUCUGUCGUCGGAUGCCUUCCUAGCGUCGUUGAAGAGAUUCAUCAGUCGAAGAGGAAUGGUCCAACAAAUUCAUUCGGACAAUGCAACUAAUUUCCACGGAGCAAACCACGAACUACACGAGUUGUAUCGGCAAUUCCAAGAUCAACAAACUGCGAAGAAGAUCCAACAGUUCUGCCAAGCACGUGAGAUACAGUGGCAUUUCAUCCCGCCGGACGCACCAGAGUUCGGUGGUCUCUGGGAAGCGGCGGUUAAGGCGACGAAAACCCACCUGAAGAGAGUCGUACGCAACGUGAAGCUGACAUUCGAAGAAAUGGCGACCAUACUGACGGAGAUAGAGGCCAUCCUUAACUCGCGUCCGUUGUACAGCGUGUCCAGCGAUCCUGCAGAUCCACAGGUAAUUACGCCAGCUCACUAUCUUAUAGGUCGUCCGCUGAUCGCUCCAGCCGAGCCGUCCCUGGAAGAUAUCAACGUUAACCGACUCGAUCGAUGGCAACAUCUGCAACUGAUGCGUGAGCAUUUUUGGCGAGCGUGGUCCAGGGAUUACCUCAAUUCUCUCCAACCACGCAAGAAGAAUCUACGAACGACACCAAACCUUCGACCUGGAAUGGUGGUCGUACUCCACGACAAGACUCAACCCCCGCUCAGCUGGAAGCUGGGUCGAAUCACAUCAGUGUAUCCUGGUGAUGACGGUUUAGUACGGGCCAUCGAUGUGUUCACCAACGGAUCAACGUACCGUCGUCCUAUCAACAAGGUCUCCGUACUUCCAAUCGAGGACAACGUUUGCCCCUCAUCGGUACCUGAAGCUGUUGAUACGAUGUCUCAACCGGGGGGAGAAUGUUCCGUCCGUUCCCAGGAGGACUGA